Rhododendron vialii is the source of this 1502-nucleotide messenger RNA. RefSeq names its product non-structural maintenance of chromosomes element 4 homolog A-like. The transcript is spliced from 7 exons. Gene Ontology annotation, biological process: DNA repair. The coding region runs from base 102 to 1166 and encodes 354 amino acids. Gene Ontology annotation, cellular component: Smc5-Smc6 complex; nucleus. The record is from RefSeq and is a predicted model, not a curated record. NCBI's taxonomy places the organism in Eukaryota, Viridiplantae, Streptophyta, Magnoliopsida, Ericales, Ericaceae.
GCUAGUAUUAUUUCAUCUGAAAAGUUUCUUUGGUUUCUUGGUUUAAACUUUUAAAUGUAGCCUCUCUUGUGUUUCUUGGUUUACCUUUGUUUUUUGAAAACAUGAUGAAGAAAUCGAAGGACUCGCGACACCGUCACGACGAGUUCAGUAAUCAGGACCAAACCAGUCGGAGGCUUGUCCGGUCAAAGUACACCGUCAUCAAGAAAGUUAUAAAUGAAAAUAGAGAGGAUAUAUCCAGCGUGGAUUCUGAGAAAUUUAAUGUCAUCAUCAGCAAGGUGGAAGACUUGCACAGACAUGUUGAGAAGCCAAGGGAGCAAGUGGCCGAUGGAGAGGCACUAUUGGACCUCGCAAAGAUAGUGAAGUCCUCUGCAAAAUCAUAUGCCAGUGGAGAGGUGACCCCAUCAGACUUCAUAUCAAGUUUGCUGAGAAACUACACAAAAACAAAAGGAAGACAAGGAACCUCAGAGCCUGCGCUCAACUCUAUUUUCCUGAAAGAAAUCGGGUUUGCUGUUUCACCAAUUUUCAAGAUAUUUCAAGGAUGUUGCACUAUGCUUGGACCAAUGCAAACUCAACCAAAACAACGUAAGGUUGCAGUUUAUAGAAAGAGGGUGAAACUGACUCAGCAUUCUAAGCCUGAAGAGCUUGAUAGUAAAGGGGAAGAGAAAACAGAUACAGACAAGAACAUGUUCACCAUGUUCGAGAUUUUGAAGAAGAAAAAAAGUGUUAGACUUGAAAGCCUCGUAUUGAACAGGAAGUCUUUUGCGCAAACAGUGGAAAAUAUAUUUGCUCUAUCUUUCUUGGUUAAAGAUGGGCGAGUAGAAUUUUCUGUUGAUGAAAAGGGGUCUCAUCUUGCUUCACCAAAAGAUGCCCCUGAUACCAGUUCUAUCAUUUCGGGUGAGAAAGCAUACAGCCAUUUUGUGUUCAGAUAUGAUUUCAACGAUUGGAAGUUGAUGCUGGAUAUUCUUUCAACGGGGGAGGAACUGAUGCCCCACAGAGAUUUCUUGAACAACAGCAGCCCCCAAGAAGGUAAGCCAACAGCAGCAAAUGAUAUGGCUCCUGUCAAGAAACUAGCAAGGAAAUGUGGUCCAGUUGAACAUGAGCAACCAUUUGUUGACUCUCCUGAAAUUGCCGAUGGCAUUCGAAGGUGCAAGCCUAAACUUCAGUAAGGUAAAUAUGAGUGUAUAUUUAGUGGUGCCCAUAUCAGUUACUCUUUUGUUUGAUGGGCUAGCUGCUGUAAAUGUUUUUUUGACUGCUAGUAGUAAUUUGCUACUUGUGAUGAAUAUAGGCCCGGUAGGUAGAUAGAUAUCUAAUCUAUUAAGCAUUCUUAGUUAGAUCCUUGAUCACAUUUUGUAUGCAUUGGAUUUAUGGGUGGAUGAUCUUGUGGGUUUCAACCAUCUAUUUUGUUAGGCCCCGAUUUCUGCGGACUGCUGGAUCAGGGUUUGGAUCUCCAAUCCAUUACUGUUGAACGCGAAAUCAAUUACUAUAGUUGUUACACCAACAAA